Messenger RNA from Populus nigra (black poplar), 2406 nucleotides. RefSeq names its product NAC domain-containing protein 14-like. Gene Ontology annotation, molecular function: DNA binding. NCBI's taxonomy places the organism in Eukaryota, Viridiplantae, Streptophyta, Magnoliopsida, Malpighiales, Salicaceae. The record is from RefSeq and is a predicted model, not a curated record. Bases 205 to 2124 code for a protein of 639 amino acids. Gene Ontology annotation, biological process: regulation of DNA-templated transcription. The transcript has 6 exons.
UUUGUCAUGAUGCCAUUGGCCAGUAGUACAAAGUAAAGAGGUUAAAUAAGAGAAGAACACAGACCCUACCGCCAACAACAAAAAUAAAAUAGCAGGCAAGUACAUUGAGAGAUUGAUAGUUUUUGGAGUAACUGAUGCAAAGACUCAAACUUUGAUUGAAUUUCUUUGUUGGGUUUUGGUUAAAGAAAGGAAAACGAAGACAGCAUGGUGGCUAUGGUGUCUAUGGACUCCCUACCUUUAGGGUUUAGAUUCAGGCCAACUGAUGAAGAAUUGAUAAGCCACUACUUGAGACUCAAAAUCAACGGUCGUGAUUCUGAAGUCGAAGUCAUACCUGAAAUUGAUGUUUGUAAAUGGGAGCCUUGGGAUUUGCCUGGGCAAUCUGUGAUAAAGACUGAUGAUCCAGAGUGGUUCUUCUUCUGCCCACGAGAUAGGAAGUAUCCUAAUGGUCAUCGUUCAAAUAGAGCAACAGAUGCUGGAUAUUGGAAGGCUACGGGGAAGGAUCGAACAAUAAAGUCUCGGAAAUCGGCUGGUAAUACGACCUUGAUUGGUAUGAAGAAAACAUUGGUUUUCUACCGUGGUCGUGCUCCAAAGGGAAAGCGUACGAACUGGAUAAUGCAUGAGUAUCGUCCCACUGAAGAGGAUCUUGAUGGUACCGGCCCUGGCCAGGUUGCAUUUGUCCUUUUUCGCUUAUUCAGAAAGCCAGAAGAGAGAACCAAUGGUGUAAAGUAUGAUGAGAUAGAACAGAUUGGAUACUCUCCUACAGCUGCUAAGUCCUCUCCUGAUAAUGCAUCAUCAGAUCUAGUUCAAGAAACAGCUACAUCUGACAUGCAUUCAGGAAAGCAGUCAGAAGAUAUAAAGAUGUGGUUGACUGAGUCUGACAACGUGACUGCUAAUUCUGUGGGGCCUGUUGAUAUCUGCAGUAAUAGACAUGCAACUUCAGAUAUUGAAGAUCAAGUGCCAGAAGCAACAGCUGUGGAGGCAUGUCCGCUGCUGGAUGAAAGUUCUCUUAUACACGAGCCUGUAUCUGGUGAACUUGAUCGUGAAGUUUUCUCCCCAGUGCAAUCACAUAUUCCAGCAGACCUAGGAUGCUACAUAGAUUCACCUUAUGCCAGUGACUUUGGCAACGAUCAAAAUGGAUUUCCUUUUCAGGAUGUCUCCAUUGAACAGGAUGUAUCCAUCACAGAAUUGUUAGAUGGCUUCUUCAAUAACCAUGACGAGUGUUCUGGUGAAGAAACAAGUAAGAUCAAUGUGGGUGUUGGAACUGAGACUCAGUUGUGUGGUCAGAUACCACCAGGAAACUCUUAUGCUCCGGACAAUGGUAUAUACAGUUUCAUGAACAAUUUACAGCAUGUUUCGCUCAUGAGAGUCCCAGCGUGGCCUAGUGAUCAAUUUUGUAGCAAUGAACUAUUUCAAAUGCAGCCUGCACUUGGAACUUUGAGAGCACCCACUCCUGUUUUUUAUGGAGAACUUGGAAGGGGAAAUAUUAGUCAUUUUGGCAAUAAUUUUGUUGGACAAGAUGCUCCAUCUGCCAAAUCUGCAAUCUCAUCCUUUGGUGUGCUUAAUAGUAUGGAAGAAGCAACCAGUCAGAUGACUUCUGUAGACAAUGGCAGUGGUGUUAGUGGAACUGGAAUCAAGAUUAGGGCCCGCCAGCCUCGAGUCCGACCACAGUCAGACAUCUUCAUUGCCCAGGGCAGUGGCCCAAGAAGAAUCCUUCUGCAGCUGCAAACGAAGCUUUUGUCUGAGUCAGUUGGAUAUUGCAAGGUUAAAGAUGCAGGCUACAUUGAAGAUGAAGAUGAGGUGCAAUCAUCUGUAACAGAGGCCACUGGAGAUGCUGAAAAACAGACCCCUACAGCUGACUAUCUGCAGAAAGAAAGCCCACUUCCUAGUUCCAAGACUAACAGAGAAAUUGCUGAAGAAUCUUCUUCAGAUUUGAGGUUAAGGGCGAAAAAGGAGGGUGAAUCCGAGAGCAGCCAGAUAGCAUCAGCAGCAUUUCCAGCAGCACCUCCAGUUUAUGUCAGCAUUUUCCUCCUCUUAAUCGCAAUCGUAGCGUUUGCUGGAAUAUGGAGAUCCCAUAUGACCGUGAAGUUUCUCUGGAUACAGGAUGGUGCAAGCGAUAAUUUGUAGUGCAUGUUUUCUUCCACGAGGAGCAGAAUAGUUUUGUAGAUGGCACUUAAAACACUCAAGGCAUAUAUAACUUAGGUUACUACUAGUGUGCAUAAAAUUAUAUGAACUGUUGGUGGUGUAAAUUGUGUAAGUUUUUUAGUACAGUAAGUAGCUCUGAUUGUAGAUGAUGCCUUUGUUGUAUGCAUUUAGCAGCUUCUCAUUCUAGUUGGUUUCUUUGCAUUCGUGCAUGUCUUUCAAAUACAGUACAAGAGCUUCAAAUGAAAUGCACAAUUCUCAUUACAA